AUGAGUGCCUGCUUCCAGGAAUUUCUUGAGGAUGCUUGGACUUGGUUUAUUGAUGGCUUGGGCACACUGAAAGCUGCUGGUGUCCACUGGGUGGCAGCAGUCAUCCAGCCCCAAGUUAAAAAUAUAGCCUUAAGCUGCCCUCCUGGCUAUCGGGAAUGUCAGAAUGGCAAAUGUUAUAAACCAGAGCAAAGCUGUAAUUUUGUAGAUGACUGUGGAGAUGAUACGGAUGAAAAUGAAUGUGGUACCUCCUGUACUUUUGAGAAAGGCUGGUGUGGCUGGCAAAACUCCCUGGCUGAAAACUUUGAUUGGGCUUUGGGAGUUGGCUCUCGUCAGGGCCUAAGACCUCCCGAAGACCACACACUUGGAAACAAAAAUGGGCACUUCUUGUAUCUGGAGGCUACUCCAGUGGGCCUUCAGGGUGAAGAAGCACACCUCAGGAGUGCCGUGUGGCAAGAAUCCAGCGCUGCCUGCACCCUAAGCUUCUGGUAUUUCAUAUCUGCAAAAGCCACGGGGUCCAUUCAGAUCCUCAUUAAGACAGAGAAAGGACUGUCAAAAGUAUGGCAAGAAAGUGAGCAGAACUCUGGUGAUCACUGGCAACGGGCUGUCAUCCUGCUAGGAAAGCUAAGGAAUUUUGAAGUCCUAUUUCGAGGCAUCAGAACAAGGGAUCUGGGAGGAGGACCUGCGAUUGAUGACAUUGAAUUUAAAAACUGCACGACUGUGGGAGAGACUUCUGAGAGUUGUCCGGAAGCCACUGAUUUUUUGUGCCACGACAAGAAGUGUGUUGCAUCCCACCUUGUCUGUGACUAUAAGCCAGACUGCUCUGACAGGUCUGAUGAGGCUCACUGUGGCCAUUAUACAAGCACAGCAGGAAGUUGCAAUUUUGAAACUUCAGGAAACUGGACCACAGCCUGCGGUCUUACUCAGGACUCUCAAGAUGACUUGGACUGGGCCAUUGGCACCAGAAUUCCUGUCGAAACAUCUAGUCCAGACAUUGAUCACACCCCAGGGAGUGGACAGCACUUCCUGUCUGUCAGCUCAUCUGGACCCGAAGAAGGACACACGGCGAGAAUCACUACUUCCCAGUACUUUCCAGCAAGCCUCGGAGUGUGUACUGUUCGGUUCUGGUUCUACAUGGUUGACCCCAAGAGUAUGGGGAUAUUAAAGGUAUAUACCAUUGAGGAAUCUGGACUAAACAUCCUCGUGUGGUCAGUGAUUGGAAGCAAAAGAACUGGUUGGAUGUAUGGGCAUGUCCCUCUCUCCAGUAACAGUGCAUUUAAAGUGGCAUUUGAAGCUGAUUUGGCUGGAAAUGAAGAAAUCUUUAUUGCCCUUGAUGACAUCACUUUCACCCCAGAAUGUGUCUUUGGAGGUCCUAUGGCAUCUCAGCCAUCACCCUGUGAAGGCGAUCAGUUUUCUUGUAUCUACACACUCCAGUGUGUCCCUCUCUCGGGGAAAUGUAACGGACAGGAAGAUUGCACAGACGGCUCUGACGAAAUGGAUUGCUCCCUCAGCAACCCCCCUCAGCGCUGUGGGCAAAUGGAGUUCCAGUGCUCGAACAACGAGUGUAUCCCGCCCCUCCUGCUAUGUGAUGGAGUGCCCGACUGUCACUUGAAUGAGGAUGAAUCCCGCUGCUCCAAUGGGAGCUGUUCUGAUGGUGCAUUGAUGUGCACUUCUUCUAAUAGCUGUAUCCCAGUUCAUGAGCGCUGUGAUGGUUUCGCCAACUGCAUGGAUUUCCAACUUGAUGAGUCCAGCUGCUCAGAGUGCCCAUUUGGUUACUGCAGAAAUGGUGGGAAUUGUGUAGUGGAGAAGAACGGUCCUGUGUGUCGGUAA
Messenger RNA from Odobenus rosmarus divergens (Pacific walrus), 1827 nucleotides. It is a transcript of the gene MALRD1, whose product is annotated as MAM and LDL-receptor class A domain-containing protein C10orf112-like. The transcript has 12 exons. The record is from RefSeq and is a predicted model, not a curated record. NCBI's taxonomy places the organism in Eukaryota, Metazoa, Chordata, Mammalia, Carnivora, Odobenidae. Gene Ontology annotation, cellular component: membrane. Gene Ontology annotation, molecular function: protein binding. Bases 1 to 1827 code for a protein of 608 amino acids.